Messenger RNA from Capronia epimyces CBS 606.96, 2184 nucleotides. RefSeq lists its product as uncharacterized. The coding region runs from base 1 to 2184 and encodes 727 amino acids. The record is from RefSeq and is a predicted model, not a curated record. The transcript has a single exon. Lineage: Eukaryota; Fungi; Ascomycota; Eurotiomycetes; Chaetothyriales; Herpotrichiellaceae.
AUGCCCUCGACUUCCUCGUCCCAGGAGCAAGUGCAAUCACCAUACGAUGCACUUUCCUAUGUCUGGACAGGAGAAGACAGAAAUGUGCUCCAGCCACUGGAUGGGGAGGGCGACUCGGCAGCGAGCAGCAAAGUGCCCUUUUUCGACAAGUCAAUGCACAAACUGGUGCCCCUUCUGACAUCGGAUUUCAGAGUCAUUCCAAUAACAGAGACAUUGCACCACGCGCUUCUCCAUAUUCGACAUCCAACAGAAAACCGGGCGUUGUGGGUAGAUCAGCUGUGUAUCAGUCAACAGCACCCCUGGGAGUUAGCGAUCCAGGUGCCCAAUAUGUACCGAAUCUUUGGCGGAGCUCGAUCUGUCAUCUGCUGGCUCGGUCAUGUCAAGCCGGAGAUAAGAACGUUGAUGCAGUGGGCAGAGGAGCUUGAGAAUGACCACAGUACCGCCAAAUUGCCUCAAACGGAACAAUCCCCGGAUGAGGAGCCGACGACAUUUGUUCCGGCAGGCCCAAUGAACGUCCUGGUCCAAAUCCUCUCACGGGAGAUCGAGGCGGACACAUCUACUGACAUGUCUGAUAGGCUCAGGACAGUCCUCAAUGGAUAUCUGAAUUUGGCAUGGCCAACGAGAGCGUGGACAUUCCAGGAGGCCGUUGUGUGUCCGAGGACCAUCAUCCAGUAUGGGUCCAGCGCUGUCAAGUUUGACGCGUUCAUCACAGUUGUUGAUGUUCUAUAUCACAUGGCUUUUCGCCAUGAGUCGGCUCCAGACCACCAAUUCCAAACAGCGCUUACGAAUGGAGUCGACUCGCUUGCCAUGGUUGCGAGUUUGCGGAGCAUUGUCGAGGAGUGGGAACAGGGCCACACUGACAUGUCCUUGCGAUGGCUCUUAACACGAGCCAGACAGAGGGUUGCAACGGACGACCGCGACAAGGUAUACUCGAUUUACGGGUUGUUGAACAUGUUGAAGCCUGCGGAAUGGAACAUCAGUGCAACCAAUUAUGAUACGCCUGUCUCCCAUGUAUACCAAGCCGCGACGGUGGAUUGCAUGAAUCGAGAGCAAAAUCUAGACAUGCUCUCAAGGUGCUGUGCAGGGAACGAUGCGGGUCACAACUACAAACUGCCCUCGUGGGUGGAAGAUUGGUCCGUCACCCAGCCGCUCUGCCCCCGUCCCAUCUUCAGCACUUACUUCCGCACCCAAGGCAGCUCUCGAGCAGUCUACGGGGCAGCCAGCCGGCACGCUCCUGAGGUCACAUACCUGGACCGAGCACAUGGCCUCCUGCGUGUCAAGGGGAUAAUCUUCGACACAGUUGAACGUGUUGUUUCAAGAAAGCCCGAGGACGCACUCGAUGCGGAUGAAUUGAUCCAGGAUGGAAUCCCGGCCGCGACCUUUGCAGGACAGGCUUUCCCUCCAAUCCCAAGUGGCAGUCAACUAAAGUUCCAUAUCACGGUGGACAUGCUGGCACGCUCGUUCCCAGCUGACGGCGAUUCCAGGAUGGCAGGGCUCCUGAGGACUCUGCGUGCGGACCUGGAGGAAAUCUGGUCCGAAUGGAUUGAACUUGCACUGGCCCCGGACCUUCCAGAUCCGUAUGGCGGCCACUCACAGAGGCUUGGUGCAUUUUGGAGGGCGCUCGUCGAAGACCUGGACCUCGCUUCGGGGGCGCAACUUGAACGACUGCCAUUGGAGUUUGACGAGCAGGUGCAGGGCUGGGUUGAAGCGACUGGGAGUGCGACUGGGUCUGGGACUGGGACUGGGACUGCGCCUGCGACUGGCAAGACAUGCCAGUGGACGCUCUCGGACGAAGCGUCGGCCUUCUACGACAAGUACUACGCGACGUGGAUGGCUCGUCGCUUAUACCGGACUCGAAAAGGCUAUCUCGGCCUCUCUUGCGACUACGUGCGGCCCGGUGAUAAGGUCGCCUUGCUGUACGGGGGUUCGCUGCCUUUUCUGCUGAGACGCCAGGGUACAAUCAACUUCAGGGGACGGGGACCAAACGUGGAGGUGGAGGCGCAGGGCACAAUCAACUUCAGGGGGUCAGGACCAAACGGGGAGGUGGAGGCGCUGAAGUCCUCUUCGGUAGCGUCGUAUGUCCUCAUCGGUGGUGAGACCUACGUUCAUGGGCUGGCAGAUGGUCAAGGACUGGACAUUGCAGUGCAAGAAGACAUGGCGGCGGAAGAAAUUUAUCUUCUCUGA